AUGUCUGGUUUUGGUCCCAAAGAGAGGUCUGGUUCCAUCGAUGGGAAGGGAAGUGAUGACAGUACUACGAUUUCCGUACGGUCCAAUGUUAUGCUCACGAUUCACAAGGUUACAGCUGACUGUCGGGUAAUGCAAGCCUUCAUGGAUGUCUACGGGACGAUCGCUGAUGUGUGGGGUGUAUGUAGGACCAUUGGAGGACCGAUAUCCCAAAAUACUCGUGAGAUUUCGGAGUCCUGCGGAAUUUGUCCCCUUAGCAAAGUCGAUCCUUAUUCUUCCAUCGGGAUAUUCCUUAAGUGUCAAUCCGUUUUCCUCCAACUCUUUCCGCAGCUGUUUAAAGGUCCAGUACCCUUCAUCUAUCAUAAUAUUCUUCGCAUCUACGGAAAUGUAGUCAUUGAACCCCUUACGAAUGUUCUUAACUUCUUAUAAUUCCAAAACACGGCAGCAGUCUUUACGUAAAGUUCGGAUCCAUGGGUAAGGAUCAGUGGAUCCUGUAAAUCCAGGGUAAUCCCUCCGCUCUCAACAUAGACUGUGUUAUCUUCUUCAUGUUUUAUUUACAGGUAAUAAAAUGAGUCUGGCAUUGGACGUAGCUCUUCUGGAAAUAUAUUUUAACGUUAACGGUGGGUACAUGUCGAUGGAAAAAUUAUACCAAAGUGCAGAGGAGGAGGGUAUAAAGGGAGUUAGCCGUAAAAAUGUUAAGGAAUGGUUACAGACACAAAAUACCUACAUUAUUCAUAAACCGUCCAGAAAACAUUACAAAACCCAAAGGACCUAUGUGGAUGGAUUUGCCCAGCAAAUUCAAAUGGACCUUGUGGAUAUGAGUAAAUUUAGCCACGGGAAUAAGGGAAACCGCUGGAUUCUAACUGUCAUAGAGGUUCUAAGUGGAUAUGCCUUUGCCGUUCCCGUAUGGAGGAAAAAUACCGAAAGCAUGACGAAGGCUGUUGAAAAUGUGCUCGCACAAUUUAAGGAAAGAUUCGGCAGGUAACCUAAAACAGCACAGUUAGAUGACGGAAAGGAAUUUUACAAUGUAGGAGUAAAGACAUUGCUAAAAGAUCAUGAUGUCCAUUACUUUUCCACAAGGACCUUCCGGAAAGCCGCACUUGUCGAGAGGAUGUGGAAAUGUGAAAAAGGAAACAAGGAUGUGGAAAUACUUUACGAAAAAUAGGACGAAAGUUUGGGUGGACAUCUUACCUGCUCUCGUUAGAUCCUAUAAUAAUUCCACACACAGAACAAUAGGAAUGAGACCGGCGGAUGUGAAUGAGGAAAAUAAGGACGAAGUUUGGACAAGAAUCUACGGAUAUCCACUAAGCAGUUUUCCAAUUCCGGAUCCUAAAUUUAAGGUUGGGGAUCAUGUCAGGGUGGAAACCUCCAGUUUCCGUAAAGAGAACAGUAACGACAGGUACGCAUGGAGAAAAGAGCAAACAUACGAACUGGGAUUACAAGGGGUGUUCAACAACAUAAAGUCAGAAUAUGUCAAAAGACUACGGGGGUCCAGUUACCGUAUAAAUCGGACGAUGGACCAUUUUCUAGGAAUCUUAUCUCCCGUCUGGACAUCACUAAAAAUAAGCUGACAUUCAACAGAGCUGAAAUCGCAUACAUUCAUAAGGAUGAUAUGUAUAAAUUUUCCGACAACAAAAGAAAUAGCAAAUACGUAGCAGCAUACGAGGAGUUAUAUGAAAAAGCACUCAUAAAGCGUAGGGCCCGCAGGCAGAGGGCUAGAAGCGUAAUCGAAGAGGAAACCGAAGGAGAAGCAUCAGAAGAAACCACAGAAGACAUCCACAAGGAUGUUAGGGAAGAGCUACACCAGGAAACCACCACUGCGAGUGAAACCCUUGCAGAAGAAGCGGAAAGGUUGGAAAGGGAAGGUAUAAUAACCACACAGGAGAGAAGGGAAUUUGCAGGAGUAACCGCUCGCAAGGGACCCCCAGAAGUUAGUAUUAAAUCCCUAAAAACGCUAUUGCCAUUUCUAUCGCUGGAAUUAUCACUACAGUCGUAGUGGCAGGAAAGAAAACCAUCGUAGGAGCCUCCAAAGGAUUAGGAGCCGUAGGAAAAGCAUUGGCUGGACUUGCAAACUCCGCACUACCAAUCCUAGUACCUAUCCUAAAUUUACUAAGUUCUAUCCUAAGCUGGGGAGCUAAAGGUCUCGCCUUCCUUGCCCAGAACCUAUAGAUCGUAGCAAUCCUAAUUGCUGGGGCUAUAUACAAAUACCUACAAAGUAAACGAAAGAAAUAAAGUUAUACUAUAAUAAAACAUAAUGGAUCGAACAACUGAACUUAUGACUAACUUCCGACGCAUGAACAGGACGGAAAUCACUGGGGAUAGGACCAGACAUGUUUUAACCGUUAAAUCCAAAUUCUGCAAAACCUGGAGAAGAAAUUUACGUUAAUAUCCCAAAGCUAAAAGCCGACUCUGUUCUUGUGCCGGACAGUAUGGCUUUAGUUUUCGACUUUAAGAACAGUAAUACAAAAUCCUGGUUUAGGAACAACCUAGGGAUACUGCUUCAAGAGGUUGGAAAUCCGACUUGCAGGAGAAAAGGUCUACGACAACAGCGGGGAAAGCUUACUGGAAGUGUACAAGGACCUAUGGCUACACAACAAGCAGCGUGAUGUUAUGGUAGAGGAUGGUAUCGCUAGCGAAGCCAUGAGGAAGAAAAUCUCCAAGGACGAUGCCGCAAACGAUGAUGCAGAGGCUACCGCAUUGUUCGGUAUAUUCGGAACAAAACAGAAAAUCCGGAUCACCAAAAUCCUCAAAGAUCAUGGACUUUAUGCCCCACACAACAUGGUGAACGACCUACAAUACGUGAUCACCCUACCCACAGCGGCCGAAAUCAUGAACGCUCAAGGUGGAGAAUCUGUGGAAGGAUACACCCUGGAGAACAUCGAACUGGAAUACGAGUCCAUCGACAACAUCGAUCUCGCAAGAAAAGCCGAGGGUCUGUACGGAUCUGCACGUGAGUUAUCCUUCGAACAUGCUACCCUAAUGAAGAAAACGGAAUGGAGCAAAGAUUCCACCAUUAUCAACGAAACGAUCAACGUACCACGCAGGAGUAUGAAAGCCAUUGUCAUACUAUUCACAAACAAGACGAAGACAGACAGCGAGGAAUAUAUCUACCCUAACAUUGAAAAGGUCAGAGCAACCAUAGAAGGUGUUCCUAAUGCUGUCUAUAGCCAGGGUAUCCCAAAAACAAGAUUAUACGAGGAGGCAAGGCGACUGUUCGGUACCGAUGAAAUCAGUCACCAGACACUAACCGGAUUCUUCAAAGACAAAAUGUUCGCCCUGGUCAUCGAUCUCAGGACCGUAAACGAAGCCAACACAUACGGAAACGGUGCUAAAAUCCAGAACACCCAAUCUGGAAUACUGGUGGAAAUCACAAAGAAAGCCACAACUGCAGACGUUGUAUGUUACUUGUUCGUCCUUUCCGACGGUGUUAUCAAGAUCACAAACGGACAACUUGCUGGAAUAAAGUACUAA
This is a messenger RNA of Paramuricea clavata, 3468 nucleotides long. NCBI's taxonomy places the organism in Eukaryota, Metazoa, Cnidaria, Anthozoa, Malacalcyonacea, Plexauridae. The record is from the annotation of a GenBank genome assembly.